AAUGGGAGACGAAUUCAGGCCAUCGCAUGAAGAGCGUUCAAAAAUGUAUAAAUCGAAUGUGCGUGAUCAAAAUGAGAUGCGAAGAAAACGACGUGAAGAUGAAGUUCAAAUCAGGAAAAAUCGCAGAGACGAAAAGUUCGAAAGAAAUCGACAAAUUACCGUCCAGCGUUCUUUGAGCCAUGAGGAAACUUCGGAAUUAUUAAAAUCAGUAGCAGACGGUUUACAAAGUAUGCAGGAAACUACAAUUCAUGAAGCAUUGACAGUUUUACACGAAAACUUGAACAACACGGUGUGGACUAUUCAUGUGCUCGUCAAAGUCCAAAUUCUUCAUAAAUUAUCAGAUGUCUACUGUAACCGAGUCAUAAGCCAGACGACGCGAUUGCUUAUUUCUCGAACAUUGCUCAAAAUUAGUGGAAUUGACGAGGUGAAAUACGAAAGGUACUCUUCCGAUGACAGAUGCAUUCAAUCGCUGGUUUUCAAUAUCUCGACAUAUGGUUCAAGUGAAGACAUUCUAUGUGAUACAUUUCAGUCGAUAGCAUGUUUUAUCAUUCGCAGUAUCACUUACCGGAAUCUGGCUCUCGACUGUGCAAUUGUUUCAGAGCUAAUCGACGCGAGCACGAUAAAUAUGAGCAUAAUUCUUCAUCGAUCUCUCAUGUGGCUUGUCUUUCUAUUCUGUGAGAAACUAGACAGAUGCAGUCCCCAUGUGGACGAAAUUGCACCUCUUCUUGAAAUUAUUUCCAAUGGAAUACAGUCAACAGACGCGAUGGUUCAGACAGAUGCUGCUUCAUCAUGUGCUUCAUUAGCGGAAUGGCCUCCAAUUUAUCAUUACAUGAGUGAUCUUAAAUUAUGUUCCAAACUCGUCGCAAAUCUGAGAAACGAUAAAGGAAAUGCUCGUCCAAAAGUCAAAGCUGGAAUUAAUUCAAUUAUUCAAGCAACUGGAUAUUUUACCGAAGAAAUGAUAGAUGCUGGAUUGUUGGAAGUACUCAAAGGAUUUGUUAAUGUCAGCUAUAUGUCGCAGGAAGUAUGCUUUAUCAUCUCCAAUAUUUGCGUCGAAGGCGAGCAAACAAUCGAUAAAUUAAUUUCAUCUGGAGUGUUACGAGAAGUUGCUCGAGUCAUGGAAGCUUCCGAAUAUCGUUCUCGGCGAGAAGCUGCGUUUGUCAUUUGCCAUUGUUGCGCUUCAGCAAACCAGAAACAUCUCGAAUAUGUUGUUGAAUUGGGAAUGCUCUCUGCAUUUACAGAUUUACUGACGUGUAUGGAUGUCUCUCUCGUUUCCUAUAUUCUUGAUGCAAUUUACUUACUUCUUCAAUUUGGUGAGAUGCGUUUAUUACCUGAUAAUUCGAAUCCGGUUGCAAUAAAAUUGGAGGAAAUAGGAUGUCGUGAAAAGCUGGAAUUCUUAUGUGAAAGUCAAAGUGUAGAUAUUCAUGCUCGAGCAUAUACCAUUAUUGAUAGGUUCUAUGUAGACGACGAUGCUCCACUAAAUGAUGAUCCCUUUGCUGGUUAUCAAAGGAACAAUAUUGACGAUACUAUUGAAAAAAUGAUACGUGAGCCGAUAAUGGACCAACCAUUCUCAUUUUAGGAACUAGCAUAAAUCAUUUAUUUAUCAUUUUAAAGUAGAAAACUUUCAAUUAGUUCAUUCUUUUUCUUACCAAAAUUCUAACAUCGAAUAGUCAUUUUCUGUACACUAGAUUUCCAUGUUCUUAGCUGCCAACGUUAUUUGCACCAACAUAUUUGAUUUGUUGCGAGACCGUUUGAGUAAAGAACAUUCCUUGCUUUCCUCCACAAUUUCUUUCUUGUCGUUGUCAUGCGCUAAAAGUGCUAAAUAUUUUCCGGAUAUCUCGCUUCGAUUAAACUUCUAUGAAAAAGUUAAAAAUAAAUUAAUUUGCUUU
Messenger RNA from Caenorhabditis elegans, 1886 nucleotides. RefSeq names its product Importin subunit alpha-1 (gene ima-1). Gene Ontology annotation, cellular component: cytoplasm. Gene Ontology annotation, molecular function: nuclear import signal receptor activity. The coding region runs from base 2 to 1576 and encodes 524 amino acids. Gene Ontology annotation, biological process: protein import into nucleus. The record is from RefSeq and is marked reviewed. Lineage: Eukaryota; Metazoa; Nematoda; Chromadorea; Rhabditida; Rhabditidae. The transcript has 5 exons.